This is a messenger RNA of Prunus persica (peach), 832 nucleotides long. RefSeq names its product reticulon-like protein B22. The transcript is spliced from 4 exons. The coding region runs from base 101 to 616 and encodes 171 amino acids. NCBI's taxonomy places the organism in Eukaryota, Viridiplantae, Streptophyta, Magnoliopsida, Rosales, Rosaceae. The record is from RefSeq and is a predicted model, not a curated record.
UUUGACCACAGAGAAUUUUAAAAAAAGGAAAAAAAAUUAAGAGGAGAGUCAAAAGCAAGAGGACAAUAGAAACCUCAAUGAGCAUGAAGAUAUCAAAGAAAUGGAUUAUCGAUCAGAAGUAGGGAAGCCGGUGAUAGUGUUGAUUUGCGGUAGCUUAGUCUAUUACCACUGCGCGCAUCGCAACUCCAGCCUCGUCUCUCUUGUAUCCGAUGUCCUCAUCGUCCUCCUCUGUUCGCUCGCCAUUCUCGGCCUUCUCUUUCGCCAGAUGAACAUCUCGGUACCCGUCGAUCCACUCGAGUGGCAGAUUUCGCAGGACACUGCUAAUAGCAUUGUUGCAUGGUUAGCCAAUACCAUAGGAGCAGCUGAGUCUGUAUUGAGGGUUGCAGCCACGGGGCACGACAAGAGGUUGUUUUUCAAGGUGGUGUUUUGUCUUUACAUGCUUUCAGCUUUGGGACGGUUGGUGUCAGGUCUUACAGUUGCCUAUGCUGGAUUAUGCUUAUUUUGCCUUUAUAUGUUAGCUGAGAACAGUCAGUCAAUCAGUGCAUGUUUGUCUCGAUUUCUGAGGAGAACGAAUGAUCUAGCGGAGGAAGAUGCUGCUGAGCAAGAUACUAUGUAGCUUAUGUUUUCUGUAACCUCCAUGUACAAUGAAUCUUUGUAUUUUUUUGUGUGGGUGUAUUUCGAGCUACUCAGUUUCUGUGUACAUAUGACUUUGUGCAUGACCCCUCUUGGGGUGGUACAAUAUUGUUAACCAAGAGAUACAAUUUUAUGAUACAAACUGUUGAAUAAUUGACACCAUUGCUGAAUAAAUGCCGGUCAUUAGUUUUUGCUACAA